Messenger RNA from Papilio polytes (common Mormon), 441 nucleotides. RefSeq names its product non-lysosomal glucosylceramidase-like. Lineage: Eukaryota; Metazoa; Arthropoda; Insecta; Lepidoptera; Papilionidae. Bases 56 to 358 code for a protein of 100 amino acids. Gene Ontology annotation, molecular function: beta-glucosidase activity. The record is from RefSeq and is a predicted model, not a curated record. The transcript is spliced from 2 exons.
GUGGUCGGGCUCAUAUUACCGUUUCGACACCCGCGCUUGCAACCGCAAUGUGGUGAUGGCAGAUCAACUGGCGGGGCAUUGGUAUCUCCGCGCGUCCGGCUGUACGGAGCAAGUGUUCCCCGACGGGAACGUGAAGAGAGCGCUGCAGAUGAUAUACGACAACAACGUGUUACGAUUCGCGGGGGGCAAGCUGGGCGCCGUCAACGGGUACGUGGUGGGUGCGGGGGGUGCGACGGGCGCGGUGGGUGCAGGGGGUGCGGCGGGCGGGCACGUGGACACGACGGCGCUGCAGAGCGAGGAGGCGUGGACCGGCGUCACCUGCGGACUGGCCGCGCUCAUGAUAUACGAAGGUAAGUGAAAUCUUUACAGUUACAAUUGGAGUGUCUUUAUGUAAUACUAGGUAUUGUCUGCGUGGAAUUUAAAAAUCAAAAAAAAAUAUAA